Messenger RNA from Periconia digitata, 715 nucleotides. Lineage: Eukaryota; Fungi; Ascomycota; Dothideomycetes; Pleosporales; Periconiaceae. The record is from the annotation of a GenBank genome assembly.
CACUCGACACGAUCAAUCAAAAAGCAAAAUGGUUUCUUUCACCGCCCUCGUAGCUACGGCUUUGGCCCUCGUCCCUAGCGCAGUCUCUGCACCCAGCGGCGUGGAAUACAGCUCGACGCACAACAGCCUCGCUACUCGCCAGAAUGCUCCAUGGCAGUGGUGGACUGAAGGCAGCGGGCAAUUCAGCUGCCAGCAGCAGGGAGGCGGAAAGUACUCCUGCUCGUGGAAUGGCCAGCAAGGCGGUGGUAUGGUAGCUGGAACUGGAUGGGGAGCUGGUCGCAAGACUGUGCGAUACCAGGGACAGUACAACCCCAAGGGCCCUGGAUAUCUCUCCCUCUACGGAUGGACCCGCAACCCUCUAAUCGAAUACUACAUCAUUGAGUCCUGGGAUGUGCUUGCACCCGGCGAGCCAUGGACACUUCGCAGUAACUUCACAUCCGGCAGUGCAAACUAUGCCUUCUACACCGCACAGCGCGUUAACAAGCCAUCGAUUGAAGGGACAAGGACCUUCACUCAGUACUUUUCCGUGCGAAGCGAAGCCGAAAAGAAGGUCGGAGACGUCAGCGGUACCAUCAACACAGCCGACCACUUCGAUGCUUGGAGCAGGGCUGGUUACCGUCUUGGUAACUUUGAGCAGAACAUGUUCUUCGUCACUGAGGCCUUCGCCAAUGGUACCAAGCUUCCAAGCGGUACGAGCACCAUCACCGUCAGCUAG